Aspergillus aculeatinus CBS 121060 is the source of this 1969-nucleotide messenger RNA. RefSeq names its product arylsulfotransferase family protein. The transcript has 2 exons. The coding region runs from base 118 to 1902 and encodes 594 amino acids. The record is from RefSeq and is a predicted model, not a curated record. NCBI's taxonomy places the organism in Eukaryota, Fungi, Ascomycota, Eurotiomycetes, Eurotiales, Aspergillaceae.
AAAUAUCCCCAGUCUCCAAUUGUGAUUCUUAAAACCAGAAGCACGGCCAGCUCUUCUCGUCUCUCCUUUCCCCUUUCUCUGCGCAUUUGGGUCUUUAUCUCUCACCGCGAUGUUCCAAUGUCCUCGGGGACUCGCAGUCUGUCAUGUGUUCAUCGCUUGCGGUCCAGGUUUUCUGGCCUACACGUGGCCACGAUAGGGGCUCUCCUUAGUCUGCUGUACCUUUUCUACGUCUUCGCCGUGCCACAGCUGCGAAGGCUGCAUCUCAGGACCGAUUUGAGCUGGUACGAUCUGGGGCUCUAUGGUUUUGGUCCGUCCCAGGACUAUGUCUCAUUCGACUAUGAAUCUCCAGCGCUUCAAAUCUCGGAACAAGGAUCAGGAUGCGAUUCGCGAUUCACAUUCCUGGCCCCUAGAGGGGACUCGGUUGCUCAGCCGGGCCCCAUGAUCCUCGAUUCCAGAGGGGAACUGGUUUGGAUGAAACACAACUGGGAGAUAACGCAGGACUUUCGGGUCCAGCGGUAUCAAGGCGCUGACUACCUCACAUAUUGGGAGGGCGACGAAAUUGAGGGUAGAGGCUAUGGAGCAUGGUACAUGUUGGAUUCCACAUACACUCAGCGAUACGUGAUCACCCCGGUCGGAAGUUACGGCGGUGACCUUCAUGAGUUCCACAUCACGCCUCAGGGGACUGCUCUUGUCACAAUUUAUGACCCAGUGCUUGCUGAUUUGACUUCGGUCGGAGGCCCUGAACUGGGAUGGAUACAUGACGGGGUAUUCCAGGAAAUCGAUAUCGCGACGGGCGAACUGCUCUUUGAAUGGCGUGCAUCCAAGCAUUACCCGAUCAACAGCACCUAUGAAAAAUUGGGAACAACUGGGACCGCCCGAUCAUCUGCUUUUGACUAUUACCACAUCAAUAGUGUCGAAAAGGAUGAUAAUGGAAAUUACAUCGUAUCGGCACGACACACCCACACUGUCAGCUGCAUCGAUAAAAACAGCGGCGUGGUUCUGUGGACGCUUGGGGGCAAACUGAACGAAUUCCGCGACCUAUCAAACGGGGAGGCGACCAACUUUGCCUGGCAACAUGAUGCGCGCUGGCACCUUAACAACACACUCACCCUUUUCAACAAUGCAGCACACUCGACGAAAGACCCCGACGAGGAAAGCCAUGGCAUGAUGAUACAUCUGGAUGUUGAUGCCCGCGAAGCGACCCUUCUAGCUGCGUACUAUCAUCCUCAGCAGAUGAAAGCCGUGUCGCAGGGCAAUCUGCAACUCCUGGACAACGAUGGCCGUGCCUUGGUGGGCUGGGGCCAUAAUGCCGCCUUUACCGAGUUCAGUUCCGACGGGCAAGUGCUGUGCAAUGUCCACUUCGGUGCCUCGGUGUUCUUUGGAUUCGGUCGCGCCGUAUCAUACCGGGUUUUUAAAGGCGACUGGGUUGGAAGGCCGCAAACUGCUCCGGAUGCCGAGGUGAUCGGUAAUCGGAUCUACGUCAGCUGGAACGGAGCGACAGAGGUUGCCGCAUGGCAACUAGAGACCUGGCUCUCAGGCGAGCUUGAAGAUGCCGCUUUCAAGGUGAUGGCACAAUAUGAGAAAACUGGGUUCGAAACCGAAAUCGACAUUCCGGAGAACUUGGAUAGUCCCCUGUUUCGCUUGGCAGCCCUUAACGCCAACGGCAAUGUCUUGGACGUCACGGAGCUAUUGCAGAGGGAGCGGGGCAGUGCCAUGGAACGGCUGCUCAACAUGCAUUAUUGGAUCUUAGGCGUCGCGUUCGUCAUGAGCGGGGUUGGCCUGUUCCUUGGGUUCUGCAGGUGCUGCGGCCUGGAUCCCAGGCUCCGUCGCUGGCGCUAUCGGUCUUCCGAGUACCAGAUGGUGGCUUUCAGCGAUACUGACACGGAUCGGCAAUCAUUCUGAGGGGUCGAUCAGUUCGAUCGAUGUCGGCGAGCAACAGUCAUGGGCGCCAUGGCUAUUGAAAGGUAUU